Messenger RNA from Cyclopterus lumpus (lumpfish), 2427 nucleotides. It is a transcript of the gene acbd4, whose product is annotated as acyl-CoA binding domain containing 4. Lineage: Eukaryota; Metazoa; Chordata; Actinopteri; Perciformes; Cyclopteridae. The transcript is spliced from 12 exons. The record is from RefSeq and is a predicted model, not a curated record. Gene Ontology annotation, biological process: autophagy of peroxisome; fatty acid metabolic process. Bases 151 to 1431 code for a protein of 426 amino acids. Gene Ontology annotation, molecular function: fatty-acyl-CoA binding.
UUUCUAUAAACGAGAGUGCGGUGGCCGGAGAUGGUAGGUCUGUCCCGACGUCCACCCCAGUGACGGGGCACUCAGAAGUUACCGAGCUAACUGUUGCUAAGCUACACCGGGGGUUGGUGUCCGUAUCUCGAUUAAGCGAGCAGAGCUGUCAUGCCCGUCCUGGCGAUGGCCGAGCCCGUGGUCGAUCACCAGAGACGGUUCCAGGCCGCUGUGGAUGUGAUCCAUAACCUCCCCAAGAAUGGUUCCUACCGUCCGUCAUAUGAGGUCAUGCUGCGUUUCUACAGUCUGUACAAGCAAGCGGUGUGUGGACCUUGUUCAGUGACUCGACCCGGCUUCUGGGACCCAGUGGGUCGCUACAAAUGGGAUGCCUGGAGACGCCUGGGAGAGAUGAGCGGCGAGAGUGCCAUGGCAGAAUACGUGGACGAGAUGAAGAAAGUGGCACAGGAGGUCGUCGACACCAUGCCCAUGAACGAUAAAACGGCCUCGCUCUUCCACCACUUCGAGCCCCUCUACCUGGUGAUCGAUGACAUGCCGCGGCCUUCAGAGUCUCUGGUCGCACUCAGAGAAGGUCGUGAAGGCAGUGAGCAUGCUGACGGGGCAACAGAGGAGGUGAAGGAUGAGGGUGAGGAGCAGGCCGGUGCUGAAGAAGAGGAUCAGGAGCUGAACCUGUCUGAGGUCAUACGCCUCACUGGAAACACCCUUCCUAAUGACGCUGGUGUGUGUGAGGGUUUGGUGUUGACCAGUGACUCAGAGAGCGAGAUCUUCUGCGACUCCGUGGAUUCGGUUGAGCAACUCUGCAACGUCAAGAUUGUUUUUCAAUCGCAGAUUCCUCUCGUCAAGACCAACGGUUUCCACAACGGCCACGUGUCCCUGGAGUCGUCUCCCGUUCAGAGCCACCAGCUGGAGGGCGGUCGGGGAGUGCGACAGGUCGGGGCAGGUGGAGGUGGAGAGGGGGCGGAGGACGGAAAUGGUCCGGGUCCCAACAGGAGGGGUCGAGACACCGGGCGGGAAGGUUCCCUCCACAACUGGAGAGAACGUGGUGUUCCUCAGGGCGGUCCGAGGUGGGGGGGCCCCGCCGGCGGCGGAGGGGCCGGCCGAGGAGGCGGGGACGGUUCAGAGGGCGGGGCUGAGAGGCUGCACGACGCCCACCUCCAGCAGCAGAUCGUCCUGGCCCUGCGGAGGCUCCGAGAGGACAUGAGGAGUGUGAUGGACCGGCUGGAGGUGGUGGAGCGGCUCGCCGCCACGCAGGCCCAGGGUUCAGAGUGGAGGGCGUGUCUACAGUGUGCAGCCUCCAAACAGCAGGAGGAGAGGUGGUGGCUGUUUGACGUGUCGGGUCAGACCGUCGUCCUCCUGCUGCUGUGGCCGUUUGUGGCCCAGGGUCUGGUGUCCCUGCUGAGGAGGGCCCAGCGGAGGAGUCGCACGUCUUCAUGAGCCGGAGGAGCCGUCCGACCGCUCGCCAAGCAGUAAUCCACCGCCACACGACGUCUAAUUUUUUUGUUCGGCAGCAAAAUGGAUCAAAUCAAAUAUGAAAUCACGGGGAGGCUCCGCCCUCCCUUCCGCGCGCACCACCGUGAAGUGGCCGGCCCGCUGUGGGCUCGGAGAAGAGGAGGCGGAGCCUCACACCUCAGAAAGCAGAGAUCCUCUCACUCACUGCGGCACGCAACUGUGUUUAAAUGGUUAAGUGGGUCAGCGAGCUUGUGUUGGCCAAAGUCACUUUGUCUUUACCCAACCUGGAUAUGUGCUGCUCAUGAGCUUAAAUUAUUAGUUCAUAUUUAAUCUGAGCAAGAUACUUUUGUAAUAUACAGAUUAUUAUUAUUAUUAUUACAAACGACAGGAUGCUGCCGGAGUAUCUGCUUUGAGAUGGAAGAAGUAAACAUACGGGUGUGGCUGCAAUAACUCCAUGGCAACGCCUCGUCAUCACAUCGGAUUCUGGACCUGGGGUGGUUUUGUCUUCUGGGCUCCUAACGGGACAAUAAUUCCAUCGAGAACACGGCGUCCGUCGUCUCUGGUGGUCGAGUCCACGGAAAUGACAAACAUAACCGGGAGAGCUGGUUUUCAAAAAGCUGUGACGAACAGUCAUGUAUGAUACUAAUACAUGAGCUCAAAUUAAUAAAUCUAUAUUGAAUAGCAGGUCGUGGUGUGUCGAGUCUCGUUGGCAAAUGUUCAGGAUUUCAACACAAGGCAGAAACAGUGCAGAGAAGCACCGAUCACUGAUGUUCAGCUACAUACAGAAACAUCAAUGGGACAUGCUACUCUAGCUUAUGAAUUUAAUGUGAAUAAAGUCACACCUACAUCACUGAUAAGACAAAUAUGAGAUGCUUUAAAAUGUGAAGACUGUGUGAAGUCCCUUUUCUGAUGUUCUGUCAUAUUUCAUGUUGUACAAUUGUCUGUAUGCAGCAUAAUAUAACACAGCCUUUAUGUGAUGUA